AUGGACAUCUCCACAGCUGGCGUUCGAGGCCAUGCCAAAGACCACAUGAAGAUGAGUCCACCGUACAAGUGUAACAUAUGCCCCUUCAUCUGCAACGAGAAGGUCGUUUUGCAGCGUCAUAUUCGAACCCACAAAGGGGACCAGCCGUACAAAUGUGGACUUUGUAACGAUUUCUUCUCCACAAAAUCCAACUGCAAGAGGCACUUGCUCAAAACUCACGCAAUCACCAGCGAAGAGCAACUUCUUUCAUUGCUCACUGAAAACGAACAGACACCUGAGAAAAAUUCGACUCCGCAAGCAGUAGUGCAAACUGCGGGGAAGGACCAAGUAUUGACGCCUAUCAUGCAAAACUCCUCAAUGCUCUUGGCCUUAAUUUCCAAAAUGGCGCAGGCAGAUUUAAGCAGGGGUGUCCCUCCUAUUUGGAAUCCGGAACCAUUUCUUAAUCAGUAUCUGGUGGCUUCCGAAGCUGAUUUGGCUAGAAGUGAAGACACCCCUAUGAUUCCAUCAGGGUGGCGGGAUGAAAAAAUAAUUACUAAUUCAUCUGCUGGAGAGGAAGAUGAGUGUAAUGAAUCUAUAACUUCUGAGGAAGAUUUUGAAGAUUCCAAUGGUUGGGCUGCAUUUUACGUCGAUACCAUCAUCCAUAGCACCGAUGAGGAUGAAAGUGAAGAACGUGAAGGAAAAGAGAAGAGAGCUAAAACAAGCGCAUACUCAAGAGCUCCCAACAGAGUAGCAUGCCCCGUGUGCAAAGUCACGUUUCCCUGGACCAGUUCGCUGAAAAGACACAUACUGGUUCACACAGGAGAGAAACCGUUCCGUUGCAAGUUUUGCCCUUUGAGCUUUACAACUAAAUCAAACUGCCUCAGACAUCAGAAACGGAAGCACUCAAAUCAGAAAAACUUAAAAUUGAGCGGCGAAGACUCUUCAUUCAAGUGCGAUAUUUGUUUCAAAAAAUUCAAUCUCAAGCUCAAGAAGGACAAACACAUGGAAUUGUAUUGCAUACCUCGAGCUCGUCAUAACCAAAGCAUGGAAUCCUAG
Messenger RNA from Cloeon dipterum, 1035 nucleotides. RefSeq names its product ras-responsive element-binding protein 1-like. The transcript has 3 exons. Gene Ontology annotation, molecular function: RNA polymerase II cis-regulatory region sequence-specific DNA binding; DNA-binding transcription activator activity, RNA polymerase II-specific. Gene Ontology annotation, biological process: regulation of transcription by RNA polymerase II. Gene Ontology annotation, cellular component: nucleus. Bases 1 to 1035 code for a protein of 344 amino acids. NCBI's taxonomy places the organism in Eukaryota, Metazoa, Arthropoda, Insecta, Ephemeroptera, Baetidae. The record is from RefSeq and is a predicted model, not a curated record.